Messenger RNA from Pollicipes pollicipes, 552 nucleotides. RefSeq names its product transcription factor hamlet. The transcript has 5 exons. Bases 1 to 552 code for a protein of 183 amino acids. The record is from RefSeq and is a predicted model, not a curated record. Lineage: Eukaryota; Metazoa; Arthropoda; Thecostraca; Pollicipedomorpha; Pollicipedidae.
AUGCCGAUUAAACACCUGUCAACUUUUACGUGUCACCCAAAUCGGAUAAUAUCGACGGCGUUGCAGGUGAUAGAGUACAACGACAUCGGAACACUUAAAGAGCAAGUGAAAGACAUCAAGACGCCGAAGUUCAGCAUCAAGGCCAAGCGGCCCCUAAAGGCGGACCUGGAGAGGAUCAUCCACCUGGAGGUGCGCGCCGCCGACGGCUCCGGGCCGGGCCCGCUGGCGGCGGCGGCGGCGCGCCGCGGCCGCCCGCCCGCGGCCCGCGCCGGCAGUAGCUACGAGUGCCGCCGCUGCGACAUACAGUUCCAGGACUCCCGGGAGAUGGUGAAGCACCUGCAGCAGCACGUCAGCAAGCCCUGGUGCAAGCGCUGUCGCACCGAGUUCCCCGACCGGGCGGCGCUGCUGGAACAUCGGCGUGCCUGCCGCCUGCAACAUCGCUCCGGCGUGUGUACCAUCUGCGACCGCGAGGUGCAGUUCCACCGGCACCACAUGAAGCGGCACAGCGAGAUGGUGGCUGAAGGACUGCUGGAAGAGGGCUGCUGGAGCUGA